AAAGAAAGAAAGAAAAAAAGGAAAAGAAUAAAUCACCUGAGUGUAUGCGCGCGUACAUGUGUGUUUGCCCGCAUGCGGGCUGCGUCCUCGGCGAGCGCACACAAAUCUGUGGCGUCUGUGCGUGUGUGUCCGCGCGAGUGUACGCGCGCAUGAGUAGAAAGCUAGCGCGCGCAUCUGCCUUCUUGUGUGCCUGUUUGUGUGUUUUGCGGAUGUGGGAGUAGAGCGAGGAGGGGGGUUGGUGGCUGUUGAUGUGCAAAUGUGCAUCAUGUUGAAGGGCUGUGAAUGGGGAGGUGUGACGUAAAAAGGGACCCGAACGCAGGUGCUUAUCUUGAGGCUGUCAAAGGCACAGUAUGUCAUAUUCCUGGGGACUACCUUUCAAAGCCACAGCACCAGCUCAGCUAUCAAGAGACUGGGAGAAAAUCAAACUUUUUGGAUCACAGCACUAGAUAAUGAAUUACAUGAUCACUUCCUGAGAGAAAACAAGUGUGAAAGCGUCAACCAGGGUGAACAGUGUGGAUCUGGCAUCUUGUCCUACGGAGCGCUCGGAAAACUGCAAUCAGAGAUGGACUCUGAAGGUGAGGAGCAAACCUUGAAAACGUGCAACAGCAGCACAGGACUGGCCGACUGCAUCGCCGAGACUCACAGCCCAUAUGGGUCUGUGGCGAGGAAGAGGAGCGCUCAGGAAGGGGUGCAGGGUGCCCCCGUCAACAAGAGAAAGUCCCUGCUGAUGAAGCCCCGCCACUACAGCCCCAGCGAGGCAUGUGAAGAGGAGAGCGAGGACCUGGCACCGCCACAGGACAAAGAAGAGCUGAGGAACAUUGACACUCCAGCAGAUGGAAACUUAAGUGCGGUCAAUGGGGUGGCUAACAAACAUGGCUACCACGAUGUGGCAGCCAAGUCGCUCGGAUGGUGCGAAGUUACAUCUAACGGCUCCCCUCAGUGCGAGCCGGACGCAUCCGGACCUCUGCUGGAUGAAGAUGACGAGGAGCUCCUCAAUAAUGACGAAGAAGACAGGGUGAGCGGCGCGUCGUCGCCGCAGAGUCCAUACGGAGACAUGAGGGAAGCUGAGUGGGAGCCCCUGUCUCUGUCCGCCAAGGUGAACAGCUCAAACUGCAGCCCCUCCGCGGCCUCCGAAGACCUUUCGGGCAGGAACGGCCACGUGAAAGAAGAGCCCCAGUCAGAGUUGGGCGGCCCCAUGGGUAGAGCGAGCAUCUUUCAGGCCGAAGCUUUAAGGUACAGGCUGCACCCCGCGGAGGAGGACAGCGAGGGCGAGGCGGAGGCCGAGAGGCCGCCCCGGCUAGACGGCUGGGCCCUGGGCCUCCACGAGAGGGGCCUCGAGAUGAGCCGGGGGAGGGUGAACCUGAGCCUGCUGGAGCAGGCCAUAGCCCUGCAGACGGAGCAAAGGCAGGUCCUGCACCACGCGUACAGAGAGAUGGACCGGUUCCUCAUAGAGCAGAUGACCAACGAGAGAAGGCACCACAGGAUGAUGGAAAUGGACGGCCGACUCAACUACCACGGAGGAAAAGAUUCUCCGCGGACGGACAAAAAGGACAUAAAGUGUCCAACUCCUGGUUGCGACGGCACCGGUCACGUGACCGGCCUGUACCCACACCACAGGAGUUUGUCUGGGUGUCCCCACAAAGUCCGAGUUCCCCCCGAGAUCCUGGCCAUGCACGAGAACGUCCUCAAGUGCCCUACGCCCGGGUGCACAGGAAGAGGCCAUGUCAACAGCAACCGUAGCACCCACCGGAGUCUCUCCGGCUGCCCCAUCGCAGCUGCAGUGAAAGUCUCCAAACCUCAGGACGAGAGCCUGAAAUGCAGACAAACACCUGACCGCUCACCCAGAGCCAUCGGCUUAAUAAAGAAGUUUGAGAUGAACCAGUUAAACUACAGGCUCUCUCAUCCGGUAGCAGCCCUGCAAACUAGCCUCACAAAAGACAUGGACAAGUACAGCAGAAUCCGCUUUGAUUACGCCAGCUUUGAUGCACAAGUCUUCGGCAAACAGCCUCUGAUGGGGACCAACCAGGACCAGGAAAUGCCCCAUUACCCCGACUCACCUCAGCAGUAUCCUGGCUUCCUCGGGGCUCCAGGUGGCCGCUUGCCCACCUCUGGUCAGCACAGCCCACCGAGUCAAUUCAAAAAAGAAGAUGGCCUCCAAGCGGCGGCAGCGACGGCCGCCAUCCUUAACCUCUCCACUCGCUACCGGAAGAACAUGGAGGCUGUCUCUGGCCGGCCCUUGGCAACCUCCACAAAGGACAUGCUCAUUGAGGUGGAUGAGAAUGGCACCCUGGACCUGAGUAUGAAGAAGUGCAAGGAAACUGUAAAAGCCAACACACCUCCACAAGACCCGCUGUCUCCGUCCCCUGAGUCCACCAUGGCCAAAGGCGGGAGCGUGCUCAUCAGCCCCGCCUUCUACCAGCCGCUGUGUGAAAGAGACAGCUGGGAGAGCCCCAUCCCCGUCAACUUCAGCAAAGCACACGUUCUCCAGGACAAUGAGCAGGAGGAUUACGAUCAGGUCUCCUUGGAGGACCAGCACUAUCAAGGAGACGGCAGUAUGUUAAGCCCCAAAGCCAAGCUGCUAUUACGAGAUUCAAAGAAGGAGCUUUUGAGCUGUCCGACCCCAGGCUGUGACGGCAGCGGCCAUGUGACGGGGAAUUAUGCAUCGCAUCGGAGUGUGUCUGGAUGUCCCCUGGCUGACAAAACACUCAAAUCACUGAUGGCAGCCAACUCUCAGGAACUAAAGUGCCCAACACCUGGUUGUGAUGGAUCUGGACAUGUGACUGGGAACUAUGCUUCGCACAGAAGCUUGUCUGGGUGUCCACGUGCCAGAAAAGGAGGCCUGAAGCUCACACCAAAUAAGGAUGACAAAGAUGAACAAGAGCUCAAGUGUCCAGUGAUUGGAUGUGACGGACAGGGCCAUAUAUCGGGGAAGUACACGUCCCACCGCAGCGCAGGCAGUUGUCCACUCGCUGCCAAAAGACAGAAGGAGUCGUCCAUCAAUGGGCUGCCCUUUGCCUGGAAGGCCAAUAAACAGGAACUGCCCCAUUGUCCCCUUCCUGGCUGCAACGGCCUUGGACAUGCCAAUAAUGUGUUUGCCACUCACAGAAGCUUGUCAGGUUGCCCACUGAACGCACAGAGCAUCAAGAAAAAGCACUCAGAAGAAGAGAUGAUGACUAUCAAACUGAAAGCCAGCAGCGGUGUCGAAAACAAGGACGACAUUCAGCAUUUGGAUCAUGAAAUAAACGAGCUGAAUGAGUCCAACAUGAAAAUAGAAGCAGACAUGAUGCAGCUCCAAACCCAGCAGAUCUCGUCUAUGGAAUGUAACCUGAAGACAAUUGAAGAGGAAAACAAGAUGAUCGAACAGCACAACGACAGCCUCCUGAAGGAGCUCGCCCGCCUUAGCCAAGCUCUCAUUAGCAGUCUAACAGACAUUCAGCUGCCUCAAAUGGGACCCAUCAGUGAGCAUAAUUUUGAAGCCUAUGUGAACACAUUAACUGAUAUGUACAACAACUCGGAGCAUGAAUACUCUCCAGAGUGCAAGGCCCUCUUGGAUAAUAUCAAACAGGCUAUUAAGGGCAUCCAUGUUUAAGCUGUAGAGCUACCAAGAGGUUUCUUUGACUUGGGAUAAUGGCACUAGAUAGCUCUAUUUUACUGAAGAGUGCUGGCUUGGCUGCAUGUAUAAGACAAGGCUUUUGGAAAUGUGUUUGGCAUUUCCCGGUAAAUACACUGCACUGAGAAAAUUACCAGCCGGAUUUGUAAUGCUUUUACCGUUUCUGCAUUCACUUGAUAUGUUUAUCCUGGUGAGAUUUUUUUUUUUUUAUUUUUUAUUUUUUUUUUAACCCCCCCGCCCCUUCUUGCACUUAAUUAUUUUGUAUGGUUUGCUUGAUUUUAAUCCGUACGUGUUCAUGUCAUCCUUAUAUUAUGGCUAUUUAUUAUUAUAUUUGUUCAUCAGUGUAUUUAUUUCUUCGAUUUUUAUUUAUUUCUGGAACUGUAAAUGCUUAAUAUUUGAGAAAUCUGUUUGACUUUCUGCACAUUGUAAAUUACAUAGAAGCACAUUCCAAUUUUAUGGCAUACUUUCGCCAUCUAGUGUUGAAAAACUUUAUUAUUAUUAUUAUUAUCAUUAUUAUUAUUAUGAUUAUUAUUAUUAUUAUUAUUAUUAGACCAUACGUUGGAUCUCCCGUCAAAGUGAAAACCUACCAAAACUACUAAGCAUCAAUAUUUUUAAGCAUUGCUUUUGCUUUUGUUAUUGGAAACUGAAUGUAUGGUGAAGACAAAGUGAACACUGAGAUGGGAAGACAAAAAACAAAACAAAACAUUGCAAUGCAACUGUACUGUACCUUUUUUCUACUCAACCAAUAACAGCUGAGUGCAAACAGGGGGUGACACCGAGUAAAAGAUGCAACAUCGUUCGGUGAACUGACUGUCCACAUUCAGCUUUGCAUAGCGUGCCACAAGAAGAGUGCAACAAAAAUAAUAAAAAAAAAACUCACUUUGUCAAGAUGUCUUUCUUUUUAAUAAUAAAAAAAAAUAUAGAUAUUAAACUGCCUUCUGUGCACACACUUUGGAGUGUGCAUAUAGUAUGUGCCUAAAUGUAUAUGAAUCCAUAAAAAUAUACAAGUACUAUGUUUUGUGGUAGGACAGUAUUACGUGGAUGGUGUCUAAUUUAUUAUACAGUACAAUUAUUUUCAUAGGAGGAAACGUUCCUGAUGACUGUUUAAAUACCAUCGUCUCAGUAGCUGUAAUCUCAGAGGCAGGUUUUGAAAUAUCAAGACUGAGAUUGAACGCGGUGUUGGUUUUAUUUCUCUUUUUUUGCUGGCAUGGAUAGGAGACAAAGAAAAUAAAAACACCCACUCCUGUUUUAUCUAAAACUGCUUACAGGCCUUAACGUUUCAACCAGUCCUACAGUCGGAAGUAUUCAGACCUGAAUAGUUUCAAAACCGAGCUGAAUACGACUACAACUUCAAUCGUUAAAUGCAAAACUAAAAAAAAAAAAAAUGAAUAAAAACAAAUAAAAAAAAGAGACGAAAAAAAAGAACUGAAAACAUAGACAAAUGAUAGUUGUUGACUAAUCAGUUGUUUUGUUUGCAUCAAUUGCACUUUUUGUAUUUGAAAUUACUUUGUGUUUUUCGUUCAGCGUACUGCCCUUGAGUUCAACGAAAAAGAAGGAGGAGGGAGGCUGUAGUCGCAGACCCGGUACUAUCCAUCUGAAUCUCUCAAUUUUGCAUGAGGUCUAUCCCCAGAAAAAAAAUGAGUAAUUCAUUUGAGCAAUACAUCUUUCAUUUCUGCAAAAAAAAAAAAAAAAAAAAGUCAAAGACAUGUAGCUUGGUCGUUUAAAAAAAAAAAGCAACAGCAAAGGAGCCAAAUUAGAGAAAAUUAAAACCCUAUUUUAGCCAAAUACUUUAAAAUAUGUUUUAAAGAAUUAAAAAGAAAAAAAAAGAAAAAAAAAACUGAAUCACACUCUUUACACCUAACAAUCCUUUAUUUAUAAUUUGUUAUAUUUAAUUCCUUUCCCACACAUUGUUUGCUCAGGAAGUUUUGUGAAUAAUAUUUAUUUUUUUCCCUGUUAGUAUUUGAUGUUUUGUAAUGUGAAAUGCUUUUUUUGUGGAACGAUAUUAGUAUGAUAUGAAAUUGUACUGUAUUUUCUUUUCUUUUACAUUAAAAUGUAAUGCUUUUUUUUCAGUUGAGGUAGUUUGUAAAUUGAAACUUCCUAUUACUUUUACUAUUUCAUAAUAAACAGAUAUGCGCUGUGUUGUACAGUUUGUGUAUGGUAGAAAUAAACUUUUCAAAUGGU
Molecule: messenger RNA, 5791 nt
Organism: Mugil cephalus (flathead mullet)
Lineage: Eukaryota; Metazoa; Chordata; Actinopteri; Mugiliformes; Mugilidae
Gene: st18
Product: ST18 C2H2C-type zinc finger transcription factor
Exons: 22
Coding region: 563-3589 (1008 amino acids)
Biological process (GO): regulation of transcription by RNA polymerase II
Cellular component (GO): nucleus
Molecular function (GO): DNA-binding transcription factor activity, RNA polymerase II-specific; zinc ion binding; RNA polymerase II cis-regulatory region sequence-specific DNA binding
Source: RefSeq, a predicted model, not a curated record